This is a messenger RNA of Rotaria sp. Silwood1, 632 nucleotides long. NCBI's taxonomy places the organism in Eukaryota, Metazoa, Rotifera, Eurotatoria, Philodinida, Philodinidae. The record is from the annotation of a GenBank genome assembly.
AUGGAUGCUCAUGAUGGCAAUGUCUUUCUGCAUGACGGUCUCUACUAUUAUUAUGGUGCAAGUUAUGGCCUAUGCAAAGAACCGUCGGGUCCAUCAGGUUGUACUGUAUGGCACACAGGCGGAUGCGGUUUCCAACUCAAUCAUAAUGUUAGUCUUUAUACUUCGACGGAUCUCUCCGAAUGGACAUUUCGUGGAUAUGUCUUUCAAAUGUCUUCAAUGAAGACUCAAGGAAUAAUGUUUGGCCCUCGCGUUUUACCAAACCCAAUGACGAAGAAAUGGGUUAUGUGGUUUAACUUUCUGCCAGCUACAGGUACAGGUGUCUCUCAGUCGCAGUGUGCUGUUUCUAUAUCGGAUACACCACAAGGUCCCUUUCAACUGGUUACUGACAAGGUUACUACUCUAGCAUGGGAAAAUACGGGAGAUCUGAAUCUCUUUCAAGAUGAUAACGGAGAUGCGUACAUCAUUUAUAAUUCGCAUAUUGAUGCAAGUAUUUACAAACCAGAUCAUUUAAUGUCUGUGGAGAAACUGUCUGAUGACUAUCUCAGUUCAUUAGGUAGAACAUUUAAUAGUGGAUAUUUUGGUGAGACCUUUGUCGAAGGUGGUGCAAUGUUCAAACGCAAUGGAACCUACUA